AUGAGUGAUUAUUCUUCUAUGGCUACGUUUCAAAAUAAUAGCCAAACGGGGGGUUUUGCGGCUGCUGUACAACGUGCUAGAUUGGUUGCCGCUAAGAUCGAAGGUGGUGGUAGCAAGAGACCUUUAGACGACGUGUCUGAAUCGGGACCAACUCCUAAAAAAUUAGCGGCGAUUGACCCUUAUCCAACUCAACAACAACAAAAUAUGAGUGCAACAGCAGCAGCAGCGGCAGCCGCAGCAGCAGCAGCAGCACGUAUAUCAACCGCCCCCCCGCCAGCACCUCCUGCCGCACCCCCUAAUAUGAACAUGCCCGACUCAGCCAUCAACGAGUACAUUAGGGUUCCAGAUAAAAUGGUUGGACUUAUCAUAGGUCGAGGUGGGGAGCAGAUCACCCGUCUGCAAGCGGAGUCGGGCUGCAAGAUACAGAUGGCUCCGGACUCUGGGGGACAACCCGACAGGCUGUGUACACUCACAGGUUCUAGGGAGGCUAUCAACAGAGCUAAAGACUUAGUGAAUCAAAUCGUGAAUCAUCGGGGACGGGAGAAUGCUCCUCAACAACAUGACGGCCCUGGGGCUAUGCCCCCAAUGAACAGGGGCGCCGGUGGCGGCAGCGGAGGCCUGGCUAUUACUGAAGAAAUAAUGUUACCCGGACCUAAAGUUGGUCUGAUUAUUGGUAAGAAUGGAAAAACUAUCAAGCAGUUGCAAGAACAAUCCGGAGCCAAAAUGGUUGUAAUACAAGAGGGGCCCAAUACUGAAUAUGAGAAACCUCUCCGUAUAUCUGGAGAUCCGUCCAAGGUAGAGCAUGCUAAACAACUGGUGUAUGAACUGCUCGCUGAUAAGGAGAUGCAACAGGGAGGUCAGCAGCGGCAGUAUGAAGAUGGUUAUCAACAAGAACAGGGGAACGGAUUGGCCACUAAUAGUACUGAGGUCUUGGUACCGAAGGUAGCAGUGGGUGUAGUGAUUGGUCGUGGUGGGGAUAUGAUUAAGAAAAUACAAGCAGAUACGGGUUGCAGAGUACAGUUUCAUCAGGAGAGAGAUGACGGCCCGGGGGAUAAAAGAUGUUACCUACAAGGAAAGCCACAUCAAGUGGAUCAAGCUAGACAAAUGAUAGAAGAUCUGAUAUCUAGUGUCAAUUUGGCGAUCCGUUCCGGUCGAGGUCGUAACGCCCAGAGGAACGGCAGCGAGCGUGACUACCCUCAGUGGGAAGGGCAGGGCCAGGAGGUCAGGGUCACCUUCACCGUCUCAUCUGUCAAGUGCGGGCUCAUCAUAGGAAGAGGUGGUGAAGUAAUAAAGCAGAUAAAUGCACAGUCCGGAGCACACUGUGAAUUGGAUAGACGAGCACAGAACAAUGAUCGUAACAACAGAGUGUUCUACAUCCGAGGACACCCAGACGCUGUGGAGAUGUGCAAGAGAAUCAUUAUGGAGAAAGUUGGAAUGCCAGUAAAUUUCGUCCCGGACAACGGUAAUGGCAACACCAGUAGUAAUAAUAGCGGUAGUGGCGAAUACUACGGCCAACCCCCAGCCCCUGGGCCAUCAGCGUGGGGUUACAACCCCCAUUGGCAUCAUACGCAGCAUCAGCAACAGCAACAAGUCCAAAUUAACCCGGCAACGGGCCAGCCAGACUACUCCCAGCAAUGGAUAGACUACUACCGCUCACUGGGUCUGAUGCAUGAGGCCGAAGCUGUAGAGCAGCAGGCCAAGCAGCAGAAGCAACAACAGCAGCAGCAACAGCAACAACAACAGCAGCAGCAACAACAACAACAAGGAGGAGGUUCGUCAGGUAGCGGCGCGGGUGGUUCUACGCCCGGCGCGGGGUCGCCUGCUCCCGUCGCCGACUACAGCGCUCAAUGGGCUGAGUACUACAGGAGCAUCGGCAAGACUAAGGAGGCUGAGGCUAUAGAGACACAGAUUAAACUUAAGCAACAGCAACCAGCAGCCAAUGUAUCUCAACCAGCCCAGGCCACUCCUCCGAACUCUUCAUCCUCCGUCAACAAUCAGUAUGGACAGUAUGGAGGUGGUUACCCGCCAGUUUACCCUUAUCCUUACCCUUACCCGGGGGUAGAUCAACAACAGCAUCAACAAUGUGAGUAG
Molecule: messenger RNA, 2091 nt
Organism: Danaus chrysippus (African queen)
Lineage: Eukaryota; Metazoa; Arthropoda; Insecta; Lepidoptera; Nymphalidae
Source: the annotation of a GenBank genome assembly